UGGGCCUUUUGUUUAAACUUUACAGUUGUUCGAGUAGGACGUGUGCGCGCUAAAGUGUCGUGGUGGAAAAAGUGUGUGAUAAGUGCAAAAUAAGCUGAAACGCGCAUGUGAGAAAUCAAAUUUAAUUGAGAAGCAUAAAACCGUAUACAUAUCCAGAGCCACGCAAGUGUUUGUGUGCGUGUGUGUUUGUGAGAGAUUUUCUCCGUGAAAAAUGCAAACUGAAUGAAAAUCAAGCCAACAAAUUGGAAACUGGAAAAAUAUUCGAACACAUUGGGGACAACCAGAGUUGUCUCAAAAAAGACAGAAGAACAAAGCCGCAUCAGAGUGAACUGCGUCGAGCGGGCAAACCAGCAGCAGAAGCCACAAGGAGAAGAACCAGAGCUCAUUACACUGAUUCGCGCGGCAGGGAAUGGUAUAUUUCUUGGGGGAUUGGGGCAUGGGAGAUUCUGACUUGUCGUCAUAUCAGCAGCAUGUUCCAAAUAUACAGCAGCAACAGCGCAUCCAUGGACGUGAUCUACAUCAACAGCAGCAACCGCAACAGCAGCAACAGCAGCAGCAGCAGGAACUGGUUGCCCAAAUCUCCACCAGCCUAAGCCAGUUGCAGUCUCAGCUGCAGUUCGCCAGCGGCUCCAACUUCCUACAGCAGCCAGGCUCCACGGCAACGUCGGUCUCUCCCUCAACACCCCAUCACCAUCAGCACCUUCCCCAGCAGCAGCUGCAGCAGCACCAUGUUGUUGACCCAAGGAGCACUAGCACCUGCACCAGCACAAGCAGCAGCCUGGUAACCGCCAAUCUCCAGCAGCUGUCGGUGAGCAACAGCAACACCAGCAGUUCCAGCAGCACUGGCAGUGUCAGUGGCAGUGGAAGUGGCAGCAACAACAACAUCAGCAGACAGCUACAGCAGCAGCCAUUGCUGGACACAGUCGCUGCUUCAGACGGAGUAUCUGGGGUAUCCGGCGGCUCCAAGGGCCAUCCAUCGUGGCUAAGGCAGAGCUCGGAGAAGUCCGUCGACGGCAAGCCAAAGCAAGCCUCCUCUCUGCUCGGCAAGGAUUCCCUUGAAAAUGAAGAUGAAGUGGCGCUGCAUCCGCUCUCCAAUCAGGUCGGAGGACACACUCGCCUGUUGCUGCUCAACCAGUCGACGGUGAUCAAGCCCCUGAACUUGCGGGAGUUGGACUUUUACCAGAACAUUCCGCAGGACAUACUGAAGUUUGUGCCCAAAUACAAAGGCGUCAUGCAAGCCAGCAGCAUGGGAGGCAUUAAGCUGGACAAGCGAUACUCGCCCAGUUUCCGGGAUGACGCGGCCGCCGUGCCCGUCCGCAAGAUGAGCGCCUCCAAGAGGAAGCGGGACGAAGUGCUUAGAAUGAAGGUCCACAAGAACGGCAACGCAGCCGACGUGAUCAAGAGCAUCUCCCAACUUGACAACUCCAACAAGCAAUACUUCCUUAUGCUCGAGAACAUCACCUCGCAGUUCCGCAAUCCCUGCAUUCUCGACCUGAAGAUGGGCACCCGCCAGCACGGGGACGAUGCCUCGGCGGAGAAGCGCUCCAAGCAGAUGGCUAAGUGCGCGGCCAGCACAUCGGGCUCCCUGGGUGUACGCCUCUGCGGCAUGCAGACAUACCAGGCCGAUCUCGAGCAGUAUGUCAAGCGGGACAAGUACUGGGGCCGCGAACUGAAAGAGGAUGGCUUCAAGAAGGCCCUUCAUGAUUUCUUCUACAACGGCUUCCGGCUGAGGAUCCGCGUGAUCCGCAAGAUCCUGCAGCGACUGCUCCAGAUGCGCAGAGUUAUUGAGAAGCAGUCCAGCUACAGAUUCUAUUCCUGCUCCUUGCUCAUUGUCUACGAGGGCUUCGAGGAGAAUCCGAUGGCCUACCCUCCAUCGAUCAGCCUGGAUGAGUGGCCGGAGGCCCCCAAGUCGGCGACCAUCGCGACAACGGCUUUCGACUAUCAUCCGGAGAACAGCAUAGAUGAUGACGACAUCGAAGACGAGGACGAGGCGGGAAAUGAGGCAGGCGACGAACUGGAGUCCCAUGACACGGAUGAGGACCUGCACCUGGUGGCUGCUGACAGCGGCAAUGCCUCGGCCACCAAUAGCAGCACGGGUGGAGAUGCCUGCAAUUACGAUGCUGAUGCAUCGAACGAUUCCAGCGGUCUUCUGAAUCUGGCCACUCGCCGCCAUCUGCACAAGCGCGGUUUUGGGGAAGCAGCGGCCCGAGGGGUCAAGCAGUCGUCGGCCAUCAUUACCACCACCGACGAGGAAGAGGAUGAGGAGCAGGCGCACCCGGCUGCUAUGCCACCGCCACGCAGCUGUGGCGUCACGGCUGACAAAUCGGCGGGCGCCAAGGUUCAGAGCAGCAGUGUGCAGCCCGCCCCCGCAUUCAUUCCAAUUUCCGAAGAGACAGUAUUCCUGGAUCCAGAGCCAGCUUUGCCCAACGUGGCCACCUCAUCGCCACAUUCCGGUGACUCCUGGAUGAACUACAGCAGCAACAGCAGCGAUGACUUCUCCGGCCUGUCCGAGCAGAUCAAGGCCGUGGCCAGCGGUCGACAGACAUGCAACAACAGCUCUGACGAUGCCAGUUCCGACUAUGAGGGCAGCGUCAUUGGAUCCACAGAGGCCAUGUUUAAGCGCUACAAAUCGUUCGAUGCGGCAUCAGCAGGCACCGGGACUGAGCCAACCUCUCCUCCACACACUGCCGGUAACUCGAGUGUCUCCAACGGCGGCACCGUCAAGUCUCUGGUUUCACCCGCCUCCUCCAGCGCCUCGUCCCUCAAAUCGGUAAAGGGAGCUGUCAAGCGUCUGCGCUGCAAAGACGACGACGAACACUAUGCGGCCCACGAUGACUGCGACUCCAGGGAGGCCAAAAAGUCUACGAUCACCUCGCCACCCGUCUCCACCGCCUCGUCGCCCGCAAAGACGGCCCCGCAGCGCAGCUGUGAGAACAUUGCGAACUCCAUGAUGGCAGGCAUACUCUUGGAUUCGCUGGAGCGUCGUUCCAGCGGCAGUGGCAGUGGGAGUGCCGGUGCCGGUGCUGAGGGGGAGAACAACAACAGCGGUGGCAUUGAGCCGCAACAGCUUAAUUCUGCACUGCUUCAGAAUGGCUCCAAGUCGCUGGACAUGUCGGCGCCACCUACAGACGACUCGCAGUGCUUUGUGGACGUUCGCCUCAUUGACUUUGCUCACACAGCGUUUGUGACACGCAAUGGCAGCAUGCUACCCACUCCGCCCGUGGCGCCCGUUCACCAUGGACCCGACGGCGGCUUUCUCACCGGCCUGGACAGCCUCAAUCGACUGCUCAACGAGAUACUGGCAGAGGACAGGAUCUAGACAGAGUUCGGUGAAAAGAAGUGAAAAGAAACAGGGAGUGGAAACUAGAGCGGAGAAAGGAACACAAGUUAAAAGUACAAUUUAAUUUCAAAAUACCUAAAUUGUUGUAGCAACAUGUGUUAAGUUAUGAAACUCGAAAUGUGAUUCAAAAGAAACCUAUUUAACCAGAUAUAGCCCCCCAAAAUGAAUGGAACCUCUUUUAACCUUUAACCAAGCAUAACCUUAAGAGCAGAGCAGAGAUUGGAACAGAUUUGGUCCCCUUGAUUUUUCAAAGCAUUUUCCAGCAAAGAACGCAACACACUACAAAAAUGAAAAAAAAACCAUAAAAAACGCUUCAAAAGUAGAUGAAAUGUUUAUAGAUUGAUAGAUUAAUUGAAUGUUCGUGCUUUCUGCAUUUCCAGAUCAGAAUUAAGCUUAAAAGUGUUCGAUGGAACUGAAUAUGAUUUAACCGUUUGUGAGAAUUCUUUAUGAAUAUACACCUAUAUAUGUAUUGUAUUUUAAGAGUGAUUAAGGGGCAUGCGGAUCAUGCGUUUUUGUAACUAGCUUUUACAAUACAAUGCAAAAUGACAAACCAACAAGAGUGUAAGGAACAGUAUUUCGUUAUACGAGAAUGUAUCUAUUGUAUGCUUUAAACUGAUUUCCAAUUUCCAAUGGUAGUGACAGUGUUUUAAAGUAAAGUGAUCUAUUAAAAUAACCACAAACACAAUAUAUAAGUUAAUUAAAAGAAUCGCUAUUAAUAUAUAAAUCCUGCAAAUAUUACUAUUACUUAUUGUGUAACUAGAGAAUUAAAUGAAAUAUAAUUCAUGUAUAUUUUCACUUAAGCACGUUUACAAAUUACAAAUGUUCUACGGAUUUA
Molecule: messenger RNA, 4175 nt
Organism: Drosophila miranda
Lineage: Eukaryota; Metazoa; Arthropoda; Insecta; Diptera; Drosophilidae
Exons: 8
Coding region: 410-3319 (969 amino acids)
Biological process (GO): phosphatidylinositol phosphate biosynthetic process; inositol phosphate biosynthetic process
Cellular component (GO): cytoplasm; nucleus
Molecular function (GO): inositol hexakisphosphate kinase activity
Source: RefSeq, a predicted model, not a curated record